CAUACAGAGAAAAAGGCCAUGUGGUGAUGUGGUCACAAGCCCAGGGAAGCCACCAGAAGCUGGAAGAGACCAGGGCGGGAUUCUCCCCAGAGCCUCCAAUGGGGUGGGUGAAGGGAGGAAGAGUGGAUUCCAGUGCAGUGAACUGAUUCGAUUCCUGCAGAGGGAGAGGCGCAGGGCACCUUUGAUGCUCUGGGGCCACCUGGGAAGGCUGCCGGCCGCUGGCCACGGCUCUGCGGGGCUCCCUGCACCUCACCUUGGGCAGCGAGGUAAGUGGGCCACAGGAACUCUACGACAUGGCUCCCAGUACCGCUGACCCAAGCAGCAUCUCCCACAAUGCCAGCGUCUGCCUCCCUCAGCAACCACCCCGGGCAGCCAGCGUGACGCUCUGUCUGUUCUACACGGUCCUCUUGGUCUUCAGCGCCCUGGGAAAUAUCCUUGCCCUUUAUCUUGCCUGUUUAAAGGGCAAGAAGAUCAACUCAACAGGUGUCUACUUGGUCCACCUGGCAGUGUCCGACCUUCUGUUCACCAUGGCCCUGCCUGGGAAGAUCACCUAUUACGCGCUGGACUUCAGCUGGCCUUUUGGUGAAGGGCUCUGCAGGCUGACAGCAUUCGUAUUCUUCAUGAACACCUACGGGGGUGUCUAUCUCAUGACGUGUGUGAGCGUGGACCGCUACCUGGCGGUGGUCCACACCCACCGGAGCCUCCGGCUCCGCAGCGUCCGCCGAGCGAGGCUGGUCUCUGUGGCCGUCUGGGCCCUGGCGGUCCUGCAGACAGUGCCCCUGCUCUUGAUACCCAUGACCACGACUGUGGCGGGCAAGAUCACCUGCAUGGAGUACAACAGCACUGAGAUGUUCAGGAUGUCCCUCGUCAUCCUGGUGGCCUGUGUUAUAAGCUUCUGCGGGCCAGUAGGGGUCAUGUUAUUUUGCUACGUGAAGAUCGCAGUGAAACUGUGCAGGACAGCCCAGGACAACCCUCUGGCGAGCGGGAAAGGGCACCACCGGAGGGCCUGCCUGCUCACUCUGGUGGUGCUGGUCGCUGUGGUCGUGUGCUUCAGCCCCUACCAUCUCAACAUCAUGCAGUUCAUGGCGAGACAGAUGCUCUACCUGCCGUCCUGCUCCCAGCAGAGGGCUUUCAAAAUCUCCCUUCAGCUCACCGUGUCCCUCAUGAACAUGAACUGUGGCUUUGACCCCGUCAUUUACUUCUUUGCCUCUACACGUUACAGGAAAUGGCUCCUCGGCAUUUUAAAACUCAGAGCGUCAGCAUCCUCCCCUUCCUCCCUGAGGAGAACUUCCUCAGAAACACCAAGCACCAACAAGACUGCAGGCUCCACCCCCCUAGGGGAGAAUCAAGUCUAAUGGUUUUGUUUUUUUUAAUCCUCCCCUGAGGACAUUUUUCUAUUUAUCUUCAGAUAGAGUGGGAGGGAGAGAAAGGGAGAGGAAGGGAGAAGAAAC
Molossus molossus (Pallas's mastiff bat) is the source of this 1451-nucleotide messenger RNA. Its product is annotated as G-protein coupled receptor 183-like. Gene Ontology annotation, biological process: G protein-coupled receptor signaling pathway. NCBI's taxonomy places the organism in Eukaryota, Metazoa, Chordata, Mammalia, Chiroptera, Molossidae. The record is from RefSeq and is a predicted model, not a curated record. The transcript is spliced from 3 exons. Gene Ontology annotation, molecular function: oxysterol binding; G protein-coupled receptor activity. The coding region runs from base 294 to 1355 and encodes 353 amino acids. Gene Ontology annotation, cellular component: membrane.